Messenger RNA from Agelaius phoeniceus (red-winged blackbird), 2585 nucleotides. The record is from RefSeq and is a predicted model, not a curated record. Lineage: Eukaryota; Metazoa; Chordata; Aves; Passeriformes; Icteridae.
CCCCACUCGGCGGUGGCGGCGGCGCCCGUGCCUGCGACUCUGCCCGUGCUCCCGUCGGCGGCGGCUCCGGCUCCUCCUCCCGGGCUGUGUGAGGUUCAAGACCUGAAAAAAUGGCAUUGGCAGCAAUUGAUCCACAGCAGAACAUUGUUUCGAGGGUUGCCAACCUUCCUUUGGUGAGCUCCACCUAUGAUAUGGUGUCCACAGCUUACAUCACCACAAAGGAUAACUAUCCUUAUCUGAAGUCAGUGUGUGAGAUAGCAGAGAAAGGAGUGAAGACAAUUACAUCAGUAGCCAUGACAAGUGCUAUGCCUAUCAUUCAGAAACUGGAACCACAAAUUGUAGUUGCCAACAACUAUGCCUGUAUAGGUCUAGACAAAAUUGAAGAGAGACUGCCUAUACUGAAUCAACCCACCGACAAGGUUGUUGCCAAUGCCAAGGAUGUAGUUGUUGGAGCCAGAGAAGCUGUAACAACCACUGUGACUGGUGCCAAGGAAACUGUUGCUCACACGAUCACUGGAGUUGUGGGCAAGACUAAAGAAGCAGUGCAAGACAGCGUAGAAAUGACCAAGUCAGUUGUCAAUGGCAGCAUUAACACUGUCCUGGGAAGUCGUGUGGUGCAAAUGGUGAGCAGUGGUGUGGACAGUGCUCUCACAAAAUCAGAGACCCUUGUAGACCAGUAUCUUCCACUUACAGAAGCAGAACUAGACCUAGAGAAAGAAGCUGCAAAUGUUGAAGGCUUUGAAGUUGGAGUCCAAAAGCCAAGCUACUAUGUUAGACUAGGAUCCCUGUCUUCAAAGGUCCGCACACGUGCCUACCAACAAGCCUUAAACAAAGUUAGAGAUGCUAAACAGAAAAGCCAGGAAACAAUCUCUCAGCUCCACUACACUGUUAGUCUGAUCGAGUAUGCCAGAAAGAACGUGAAUAGUGCCAAUAAGAAACUUCUUGGUGCUCAGGAAAAGCUUUAUCAAUCCUGGGUAGAAUGGAAGAAAAAUACAGGCCAAAAUGAUGGUGAUGAUCUGCGUAGUGCUGAGCACAUUGAGUCCAGAACUCUAGCUAUUGCACGGAGCCUCACUCAGCAGCUUCAGACCACCUGCCUCACAUUGGUCUCAAGCCUUCAGGGGCUGCCACAGAAUGUACAGGAUCAGGUUUACAGUGUUGGGUCAAUGGCAGGUGGUGUCUACCAGAGCUUUCGGUCAGCAUCCUCUUUCCAAGAAUUAUCAGACAGCUUUAUUGCGGCUAGCAAAGGACAGCUGAAGAAAAUGAAGGAGUCUCUGGAUGAUGUGAUGGAUUAUCUUGUUAACAACACACCGCUCAACUGGCUGGUUCCAGAUUUCGCUAUUACAGACCUGUCUUCAGAGUCAGAUGAUGUCCCAGAUAUUUUGGAUUUGGAUGAAGAGGAUCAACAGGAUUUUUCACGCACAAAUGGUCCUUACACUACAGGGCAAAGAGCUGAAUAGAGAAGCAUAAAAAUGUCUUUUUGAUACAAUGUACCUUUGCCAUGUUUGAUUUAGAUUCCUCCUUUUUAAAGAUGAACAUGCCUAGUUUAGGGAUUAUGGGGAUACUUUUUUAAAAAAUCAGUACUGUUUCACUUAGCUGCAUCAAAAAUCUGGGUUUUUCAAUGUAAGGAAUGCAUGCUACAUUAAUUGGUUAGCACGGGUGUCAGGCUCCAGUUCUACAAGCCAGGUAAAGCCUAAUCAAUAUAUCCAACUAAUCUGAUUUUUAUUGAUGAUUUGUUCUCCUGCUGGUAGCAGCCAUGAGAACACCCCAGUGCUUUGCAUACAGGGCUGCCAAGAAAAGGAGUUGAUGAGGAUUUGCCCACUUUCAGUCUAUGUGAAAAGCAGUGCUGUAUCUACCUCUUUGCUGCUGGAAGGGGUAAGAGACUUUGUCUAUCUCAGAUUUUCUCAGGUUCUUUUGUUAGGCUCUGCACCUACAGAGCUUAGACGCUUAGAGCUUUCCUUUGGCAAGAGUGCUUUAUGCACUAAAGGACUUCCUUUCUUUCCACAUGCCUUCUGUGUGCAAGUAUUAUGGCCAUCAUGAUGCUAUCAGUUGUGGCGCCUGAGACUAAAGGGAGUAAAUGCUUCAAUAUUAAAGUGUUUUGGGUAUAAGAAUAGCAUUUAAAUAAGAAAAGGGAAGAGAUUGUAAAAAGAAAGGAAAAAUAGAGAGUAAAGAGAUAAAGAUUUUGGACAAAAGAAAACUUGGGAAAAAAGAGGGAAUUGAAUUUAAGAGUUCUGGUGACAGUGAUUUUUAAAAAAAAGUGUUUUAAUAAAAUCUCAAUCAGUUAUUUGCUAAGGGCUGCUGAGUCUGCAUGUGCUCGCACACAGUAAUUUCUCGAGGAGUUGGGGAGAGGGGUAAUGGGACUGGAGGCGGACUUGUUGACAUUUCUUUCCGAGGACCAGGCCGAGCUGCAGUGGCAGCAGCGACCUGUCCGUGUGGGCGGUGUGCCUGCAGCGCCGUGCCGGGAGCUGCGGCCGAGCGCCGCUCUCUGCGGCCGCGGGCCUGCUGCGCCCUCAGCCUGGGACGCCUGGCCUUGUGAGGGCCUGCAAGUCUGGCCACUGAAAUGCCUUGGAAUAAAAGUUUGAACCGCA